ACAGUGCAACAGUUUAAAAGCAUUAUUAGUUGAGUGUAAAGUUUGAUCUGAGGAACCUUGAUUUAUUGGUAUAUCGAAAACAUUAAGCAUCUAAAUUGUAAUGUCAUCGUCGUAUUUUCUACAUUCAACCCAGCUGAGUAGCAGCACGAAGCUGUGGUUAUUGAUCCGCAAGAAUAAAUCAUUGCAUUGCGCCAAUCCCAUUAAUACCAUAUUCAUCAUAUUGACACCAGUAGUCAUUUUCCUUCUCUCUCAAGUUGAGCAUAUUGUGAAUGCGAAAAGCGACGAAAAAGUGCCUGAAACGAGAUAUCCACAUUUGGAAUUGAAUCAACCAAACGUUACUUCAAUUAUGUAUUCACCUCUCAAUCAUGUGGUUGAGCAAAUCGUUAAAGAUACGGCAGCUAGUUUUGGAUCACCAAAAUUGAAGUCGUAUCUGUAUGCGUCCGAAAUGGAUAAAGCUUUGACCGUGGAAGAUGCCUAUGUGGGCAUUGAAUUCGAAGAUCAUCUUAGGGAUAUAAUGGAGUUGCCGUCGAAAGUCAAAGUUGCCAUACGCUAUCCGCUUCAUUUACGAACAAAUCAAAGGGGACGAUGGCCACAUCGAUUAUUUAAGCGUAUAAUGGAAAACCCGGAUAAGGAUGCCUAUCACACCGAGGGUUUUCUGUGGAUACAAUUGAAGCUAUCGGAGGCUAUAAUAAGAUCGGUAAAUAAAAGCGUUCUCAUGCCGCAAAUUCAUAUUCAGCCCUUUCCUGAUGCUGGACGGACCGUCUUUCCUGAUUUGCCAAGGAAAUUUCGGAAAUUCGUAAUAUCCUUUGUUCUUAUAUAUAUGUUUCCCUCGCUGAUCAUCUGCCAGAUGAUUGUGUCGGAGAAACAAGAUUUUAUGAGGGACAUGAUGUACAUCAUGGGAUUACCAAUUGGCUUAAAUUGGCUGUCAUGGUUUAUUGUCAGCUACAUUAUGUUGAUGAUACCAACUGUGUUCGUUGUGAUUAUGAUUAUGGUAUUUUUAUGUCCCUACAGCAGUUCUAUCGUAGUGCUUUUCAUAUUUAUGGUUUACAUAUUUGCCCUAAUCUCCCUGACUUUCAUGGUCAGUUCGUUCUUUAAUAAUUCGUUUUUGGCCAUGAUUGCCAUGUGCAUUGUGCACGUCAUUAGCUUUAUGCCCUUCUUCGUUGUAAAUGGCAGAGAUACUGGUACUAUCAACUCGCUGAUCGUCGCCUUCCAUUUGAAUAGCGCCAUGCCAAUGAUAUUGAUCCAAAUAUUCGCCUAUGAGAUGAAAAGCUGGGGUAUUCAAUGGUCGAACCUAUUUCUUUGCAGUCAUCCCGACGAUCGUUUGAGCUCCGGUCAUAUAUUGGUGCCAAUGAUUCUCCUCUCCAUUCUCUUUAUACUGAUAUGUUUGUAUGUGGACCAAAUAAAGCCAGCGGGAUUGCGUCCAGGCAAACAAUUUAAUUUUCCCUUCACUCGCAAAUUCUGGUGCUCCUCACCUCCAACAAUCAACUUUACGGAGUCUGAUGAAGAGGCGGCGAUCGAUGCAGGUAACCGGAAUGAAAAUGUUCUAGCGUUUGAGAAUGCAACUUCAGAAAAUGAGGUAAUCAUCAAUAGUCAGAGGCUCAGCAAAUCGUUUGGCGACGAGAAGGUUGUGCGUAAUUUCACGCUUAAGUUCUACGAAAAUGAGAUAACAGUGCUCCUUGGCGACACUGGUGCCGGCAAGACAACAAUCUUCAUGAUGCUGGUUGGCCUCUAUGCACCCACCUCAGGACGAGUGCUGAUCAAUGGCGAGGAUAUGGUCGAGGCACCGCGACUAGCUCGCAAAAGUAUCUCACUGUGUCCGCAAAAAAAUAUUUUCUUUGAGGAGCUCAGCUCAUUCUGGCACAUCACCUUUUACAGCCAACUAAAGGGCAUGUCCCACUAUCAUGCUGAACAGGAGGCGGAGGCCUAUCUACUCAAAAUGAAUCUCAAAGAUAAGGCAAAGAUGAAGGUAAAACAUCUGUCUGCGGCCAUGAGACGCAAACUCUCAUUGUGCUGUGCCCUCUGUGCUGGCACCAAGGUGGUGCUUUGUGAUGAGCCAAGUGCAUUUCUUGAUCCAGCAGCUUGUCGAGACGUUUUCGAUCUGUUGCGGCGGGAAAAGGAUGGACGUUGCAUUAUAUUGAAUACACAUAGUUUUACCCCUGCCGCUGUGCUAGGCGAUCGCAUUGGCAUCAUUUCCGAUGGUGAGAUCAUCGGUUAUGGCACAUCAGAUUUCCUAAUUGACAACUUGGGACCUGGUUAUCGUGUGGUAUGCGCGCAGCUGACAGAUUGUGAUGUGAACAAGGUUACCAAGCUGCUCCAGCGCUUUAUUCCAGAGGCUCGAGUCGAGAAAUUUGACGAGUAUGAAAUUACGUAUCGUCUGCCCAUUGCGAGGGUUCACAGAUUCCCGAAUCUUUUUCGCGCCUUGGAGAGAAAACUGGGCGAUUUAAAGUUGUCCACUUUUACAGUCAGUGCACCAACUAUGGAGGAAACCAUCUUAAAGAUUAACGCCAAUAAAAACGGACGAUGGCGUUCUGUGGUUUCGGAUGCCAAAUGGGUACACGGUGCCAACGAUAUACAAGAGUCUAAUAAAAGAAAGCGAUUGGAGAACAAAUGGCGGGCGAUGCUCUUGAAAAAGCUGCUAUAUUCACGUCAGCAUCUCAUCACGCUCACAUGCAUCAUUUUGCUGCCCAUUUUUGUGGCUGCGGCGAAUAUAUCGGUGGACAUUAUGGACGCAGAUGAGCAGCCAAAGGAAAUACCGUCGUUCACAAACUUUGACUCUUACGUUGAUCCGACUGUAGUAAAGCACGUUGAAGGGCGCAGCAUUGGAUUGGGAUAUGGCGAGGAACUUGAAGAUAAUACCAGGAGAAUCUGCGAGCAAUAUGAUGAUGAGGUCAUGGCAGCAGGCGCCACGCUACACAUCAUACAGGGUGGUGUACAAAACUAUUUGGUGGACAAUUUGGAUGUCGCAGCUGAGACCUACAAGCGUGUUUAUGUGGCAGCAGCCACAUUUCGUGAGGGUUCCAUUACGGCCUGGUUUAAUCGGCGUCUAUUACAUGGCAUUCCAAUUACCGUCAGCAUACUGUAUAAGGCUAUUGGCAACUCUAUGGCAAAUACUGAUAUUGAGAUCAUUAAUAAGCCACGGAAUGAUACUGAUGAAGUAUUUCUCAUUAAUAUCGAUAUGAACGAUAAGAAAAAUACAUCCCUACUUAUGUUCUUUCUCUGCAUAUCCUUGGCCCUAUUUAUAAGACAGCCCAUUCAGGAAAGAGCCUUACAAAUGAAACAACAACAGCAUAUUGCCGGCAUUACUGUCUAUACCUAUUGGCUAUCACAUUUGAUAUAUGAUUAUUUAAUAUUGCAACUAUUAUCAGUUGCGGUGAUAUUCUCAUUAUAUAUGAAAUCCCAUGAGAGUCUGUGUUGGUUGUGGAUUAUUCUAAUGGCCUUUGAUUUUGCAGCACUUUCAUUCACAUAUCUCUUAUCCUUCGCAUUUCGAGAACCGCACGUUGCCAUGACCGUUAAUAUUUUAUUCAACGUUUUAAUCGUCAUUGUUGCAAUUAUCACUGUUGGCAAGCAUUUAACGAUUAUGCAUUAUAUAUUGCUCCUUUUGCCGUUCUAUGCCAUGUACUCGGCUUCGAUAGCUGCAAUAAGCAAUGGUCAUGGACUGACUGCAUGCGAAGCGAUGGAGCUGGGAUCUGUUUGUACUGAGAAUUGUAGCUUGAUAGAACAUGAACCGAUGAAUGUCUGGACAGAACUUAUUUACAUGCUAGCUAGUGGGAUAUUCUAUUUUAUCUUGGUCUUGUUGUAUAGCAAACUGCGUGCUUUGAAAUACUUCAUCAAAUACAAUCGUGCGAAUUGUGAAAGUAAUUUUGCCGACGAAGAUGUGAAGAUUAUGAGUCAAGAGGUCCAAUAUAUUAUCAAUGAUGACGAUCUGCUCAAGGAAUGCAGUCUAGUCUGCGAUAGGAUUAAAAAGAAAAUUAGUCACUUGCUGCCAGUCGAAUGUAUAUCAUUCAGAAUCAUGCCUUAUGAAUGCUUUGGCUUGAUGGGACUCAGUGGUGCCGGCAAAACAUGCAUAUUUGAUAUGGUCAUUGGCAGUCGGAAUCUAUCUCAGGGCAAUAUCUACAUUAAGGGAUUGAGCAUGAAGAAUCAGAGGCACAAAUGCUUUAGCCACAUCGGCUUCUGUCCGCAAAGUAAUUCGAUAUUCCCGUAUAUGACGGGUCGAGAAAUGUUGACGUUCGCCUGCCUCAUAAGGGGCAUGCAGAGGAAAUUAAUACCUGACUUUAUUGUGAAUCUGGCUGAUGGUUUUCUGUUAACCAAGUAUCUCGAUCAACAGACCAUGUAUUAUAGCAAUGGCAACCAAAGGAAGCUGGCCAUUGCAAUUGCAUCACUAUCGCCAACAUUGAUCUGCCUGGAUUGUCCUUUUACGGGUGUGGAUGUGAAUACCAAGCACGAGAUCUCUUCAGUGCUCAGCCAGUUGCGGUCCAACGGGAAAUCCCUGUUCAUCACCUCGGACAGCAUUGCCGAGUGUGAAGUCCUUUGCACUUACCUUGCCAUUAUGGCCCAUGGCAAUCUCUGUUGUAUCGGUAACGCGCCCUAUUUAAAGACCCGCUUCAAUAGGGGUAUUUCAAUUAAAAUUCAGGUUGCAACAAAAGAUGAAAUGGACGAAAUUAAUAAUGAUUUCGAUGAAUUAUACAUAAAUUUCUCAAGAGCAACAACAACAAGUUUAAGCCCCAUGGCAUCCGCGUCCUCAUCUAACAGAAAUGGGAGCGUAAUCACAGCAAAAGCAGAUGAGGAAGAAGAAGAAUCGUCAUUGGAUAAAGGUGUGCAAGUGAAAAUGAAGAAAAAACCCAGAAUAAAGCAAAAACCAUCAGCUAAAAGAAAUACGCCAGCAUCAGAAGAAGAUAUUUUUAUAGAAAAGCAAACAGAAAGGGGAACAAUAAUAGUGAAGAGGAAAAAAACUUCGGCAAUAUCCGCAACGGAAAAAACAAUAAAACAUGCGGGAAGUAGUCUUCUCAAUAUUUAUAUCGCAACGGAUGACAGAAAUGAAUAUAGUAAAAUAAUAAAGACUGUGGAAAGAAGGUUUAGGAUUAAUUUUCCCAACAGUUAUGUCACAGAAAGAUUCAUCAUUCGAGGCUUGGUAACUGUCAUAAUACCAGAGGAUCCAGAAAAUGAUUUGCUGUGGUCCGAAAUUUUUCAAUUCGUGGAAGAUAAUCGAACCGAUUUACAGAUAAAACAUUACUCAAUAAGUGAGACAACACUCGAGGAUAUAUUCCUCAACUUUGCACGCAAUUGACAAAUCGUAAAGUGUGAAAAAUUCUUGUCCGAUUUACACCUACGUGAGUAAAAGUUAUCUGUACACCGAUUAACUUCCACUCUUGUAGGCGUAAAUGUGUCUGACGAAAAGUGAAUAAAUUCUGGAUGUGUUUGAAAAUACAUCUCGGUGCCAAAUUAAAGAAGUCGGGCAACUUGAAGUAAGAUAGAACACUCCAUUUCGAAAUGUAUCGUACUUCAAAUUGGAAUGCUAGUUCUGUAGGGACUUCAAUGUAUUCCAUCAAUUAUUCAAACAAACAUUUGGUUCAAUUAAUUGACCCAUGUUAGCAAAUAAAUAAAAAUUAAUUAAAAGCUGC
Drosophila albomicans is the source of this 5618-nucleotide messenger RNA. RefSeq names its product phospholipid-transporting ATPase ABCA1. The coding region runs from base 101 to 5284 and encodes 1727 amino acids. Gene Ontology annotation, cellular component: membrane; intracellular membrane-bounded organelle. The transcript has 12 exons. NCBI's taxonomy places the organism in Eukaryota, Metazoa, Arthropoda, Insecta, Diptera, Drosophilidae. The record is from RefSeq and is a predicted model, not a curated record. Gene Ontology annotation, biological process: transmembrane transport; lipid transport. Gene Ontology annotation, molecular function: ATP hydrolysis activity; lipid carrier activity; ATP binding.